AUGGAUGACAAGCACCGUCCUGAAGAUAUUCACGUGACAGGCUCGCCGGCCCCUGGGACUGGAGCCCAGCACGCCCAGCGACUGACCCCGUACAGCGCCAUGAUUGUCCAAGCACACGAGGUUCCCAGCGCUUACUGCGUCCUUGCUGCAGUCGCGAACUGGCUCUUCCUUGCUGGCUUUGUCGUCUUCCCUGGCACCUUCACGACGAUAAGCCAAGCCACUGCACUGGGCGAUUCCCAGGCCGGUCGCGUAGUGCAGCAUGCCGUCCAGAACACGCCGCUCCUCGUGGUCGGCAGCCUCUGCUGCUUCAUUGGCGGUGUUGGGAUAGGAUGGAUUGGGUGGUCUCAGAAGCACAACUACAUUUGGCUUAUUGAUCGGAUCUUUUUACCCAGUCUCCUUAAUUCGGUUGUUGCCCUUCUCAUGAGUCUCAUCAAUGUCUAUACGGCUCAGGAAGGAAUCUGGUCUGUGACGGCGAUCGUGACCACCUGUAUUGUCGGAGCAUGGGCUUUGACUAUGGCACUCUUGUUCGCCCUCUACGAGCUUUGGUUCCUUCGAAACCUAAGGCGGAUGGUUUGA
This is a messenger RNA of Fusarium keratoplasticum, 576 nucleotides long. RefSeq lists its product as uncharacterized. NCBI's taxonomy places the organism in Eukaryota, Fungi, Ascomycota, Sordariomycetes, Hypocreales, Nectriaceae. Bases 1 to 576 code for a protein of 191 amino acids. The record is from RefSeq and is a predicted model, not a curated record. The transcript is spliced from 2 exons.